CGUGUUUCGACGUGGCGGAAGAGGAAAGGUUCUCUCGUAACAUGUGGGAGGACGGCGGCGUGACAAGUGUUCGUGGAGCUGCUUACGGGGAGAUGGAGCGGAACGCGUCCCAUCUACUUGGUCUACUUGAAAACUUUUGCAAAGCUGGGCAAACUGUGUUUUUCUUUGGGAAGGCGCAUGCGUCUGUCGUGUGGGGGCUCCUGCGCACCGGUCGGAACGUCUUCGCGUUGGAGAACGAUACGAAGAUGAUCGAUUACCUUAACGAGUUCGGUAAGACACACGUGGCAGACACUCGCAAUGCUUGCGAGUUUGUCCAGACCACCGACGAACGAAACUGGGAUCCCAAACGUGACAUGUAUUGGAAAUUGCCGGGGAACAAAAGAACGGAGGUUUGGGACUUCCUUUUCCAACCCGGACCGCCAUCUCUGGCCGACCUCGAAUAUAGUCGACGGAGAAACCUGGUGUUCGGUGUGUUGAAUGGGUACCACAAUGCACCCAGGGAGUCUGUCGCGCAUUUCCUGAGAAGGCUGGAGCACGUUUACUUCAUGGUGGCCAAGCCGCUCACCCUCGAAAACUACAAGGCGCAGUUUGACGAGGAGGACCCUUUCGACGCUAAAGACAUGGAGGAGCUGAGCGACUCCGAAACCUUCAAUUUCGAGUCCAUGCCACUUCCUCGGGUGGUUGGACAGAAUGACAGACUCUACUUCUUCGGCAAGUAUCACCGGUUCACGCCGGAGGAUGUCUGGGGACACAACAUCGUCUGGCACCCGAGGAUAUUCCAACCUGCUGUGAAAAAUGGAAAGUGGGUCAUGGCAAUGAAGGGGGCCGAUGGCAAGUGGAGUGGAAUGAAGAGACUGGGAGCGGGUACAUUUCAGAGAACGGCGAGAGAUGCUCUGGUGAAGCAUUUGAGUCUUAUGAACCCCGAAAGGAGCGAUCCGGACGUCGUUGUGUAUGCAGAACAAAAGCUAAAUGAGUUGUACGCCGGCAAAAUGUUGGAGUUUCGAGCUCCUUUCUACACACUCGAAACGGCACCGUCCCGUGGCAUUUACUGGCGCAUGCCGCAACCUCCAUCGGGCGGUCAACAUCCGGGAGGGGGUGGAGGAGGAGACAAAGGAGACGACGGAGGUGGCGGAGGAGACGGCUCACAGAUUGCCGGAAAGGGGACGGGAGAGACGUCGUCAGGAGAGAAGGCGUCCAAUGGAAAGGGGUCAGGCGGAAAGGACUCGGGCGGAAAGGGGUCGGGCGGGAAGGGGUCGGGCGGAAAGGGGUCGGGCGGAAAGUGUAGAACGUCAGGGAGUCCCCAGUACAUGGAAACUGACCCCCACUAUGUAGGGAGUCGAGAUUCCGACAUGCGAGUCGAGGCCACCCUGAGGUCUGAUAAAGUGCGAGUAGAUUCGCACUUGUCUGCGAGGACUUUGUUUCCCGUUGUCGAGGAGAGUCCAUCCCGCCGUGCGCAGCAGAGGUCUCUUGUGCUCAACACCUUGCUCCUGAAAGAGGGCGAGAGUCUGCAGCAUACGGCGGCACUUCUGGAGGGCGGGAUGCUUGGAUUGCGAAGGAGCGAAGGUGCGACCUUCAGUUCCCUCCGCUCGGGCGAGCGCCACAAACUCCGAAUAGAUUCGGAGUUGCUAACGUCGCCCUUGAGGCCUUCUCCCAGAAGUGCUCCUCACGCUACAGUUCCGCAGGGCCAAGAAAAUGUGACGUCCUACCCCCCACAUCUUCAGUUGGGCACAGGGUUUCCCUGCUCAGCUCCGUUCUCAUAUGUUGGGACUCGAGACUGGCGGUCUCGUGACUUGCUGGAGGGACCCCCUGCAGGAAUGUUGGAGACCGGGCGGGAAGAGGAGACUCAACGCUGGCAGUCUCGCAAAGCGUUGGAGACCGGGGGUAGCGAGUGGGAAGGUCAUGCUUCGAAGGGUGCGUCUGUGGACAAUGACAGCGAGAGUGCAGCAACUCCUGGGGAAAUGCAUGCUCUGCAGCGGGAAGAGGAGACUCAACACUGGCCGAUUCGCGAAGUCGUGAAGGGGCUUCACGCAGGAGUGUUGGUGAUCGGGACGUCCGAAGAGGUUCUGCACAGUCGUUCGGCCGUGGCCACGACGCAAGAGGGUGUCGUUAAGGGAGGUCAGUGGACAUUCGUGCAAGCUCCCGUUCUUGGCGAUGAUGAAGGCGAAGAAGAACCUGUGGUGGAAGCUCAGGUUCAUGGCGAUGAGAAAGGCGGAGAACCCGUGGUGGAAGGCGGUGAGGUGACGGUCGGCAUCCAGACGGAUCCACAGCGGAAAGAUGAUGAUUCUUCGUUCACCCGUUGUGGUGAAGAACAGGGUGAUCGACCGUCUGUCCUCAGUACCGGUCGGGAAAUGGUUCUUCAUGAAGCCAUCGAGUUCGGUAACGACUCGGCUGCCACCGAGCUGGUUUAGCGACUCAGGCGUGGCCGAGGUGCAGAACGUCGAAUCCUCCGUGGAAGGCGGUGAGGUGGUAGUCAGCAUCAAGA
Chara braunii is the source of this 2482-nucleotide messenger RNA. Lineage: Eukaryota; Viridiplantae; Streptophyta; Charophyceae; Charales; Characeae. The record is from the annotation of a GenBank genome assembly.